AUGAAAGGGGUUAUUGUGUUAUUAUUGGUUGUAUAUGCCACGUUCGGGCAUGUUGCGGCUGGCAGGAGCUGUAGGCGCUCAAAUGUGGUGGGAGUAGACCAAUGCCCACCUGAACAGGAACAUGACUGGACUAUAGAACAUUUAAUGAGGCAUGAAAAUUGCAACAUGUUCUACCAUUGUGUAUAUGGUCAACCUAUGGCGAGAUAUUGUCCUGGAAACUUGUAUUUCGACUUGAGUACUUGGCGAUGUGAAUGGCCUCAUCUUGUGGACUGUCAAGAUAGAAUUAUACCCCCUCCACCAACAGUUGUUCCUCCCACAACGACUCCAUCUACUACAACUACAACCACACCUGCUCCAACAACAACUACAUCAACUACAACAACUCCUGCUCCAACAACAACUACAUCAACUACAACAACUCCUGCUCCAACAACAACUACUUCAACUACGACUACGACAACUCCCGCUCCAACGACAACAACAUCAACUACGACUACCACUACUCCUGCUCCUACAACAACUACAACAACGACCACGACUACUCCCGCUCCGACAACAACUACAUCAACGACAACCACAACAACUCCCGCUCCAACAACAACUACAUCAACUACGACCACAACAACUCCCGCUCCUACAACAACUCCAUCUACUACUACAACGGCUCCUGGUUCUCUAGAAAACGGUUGCCCCGUAAACCCACAUAUUCACAGGCUUCUACCCCACGAGUACGAUUGUAACUUAUUCUACUAUUGUGUUUGGGGUUCAAGAGUGCUGCGUCAGUGCCCCGGUGUAUUACAUUUCAACACUAGGAUACAGGUUUGUGACCACAUAGUGAACGCUGGAUGCACACUUCCUGGCAGAGCGCAGUUUCAGCUCAACCAAAUACUGGGGCGUGGAUGA
Molecule: messenger RNA, 903 nt
Organism: Arctia plantaginis
Lineage: Eukaryota; Metazoa; Arthropoda; Insecta; Lepidoptera; Erebidae
Source: the annotation of a GenBank genome assembly